Rotaria socialis is the source of this 1401-nucleotide messenger RNA. The record is from the annotation of a GenBank genome assembly. Lineage: Eukaryota; Metazoa; Rotifera; Eurotatoria; Philodinida; Philodinidae.
AUGACAACACAAACCAUACCAAUUUAUCGUACCACUACCAAUUUAAACAGUACAGAUAAUAAAAAUGAUGUAUGGUUUAAUGCACUUGAUUUUACACAUGAUCAAGAUGAACAUAUACGUUGGCUUAGUCGUCCUAAUCAACUAUCAGUACACAAGAAAUAUCCUAGUGAUGUAGAAAAUUUUCGUAUUACAUUUGACGUCGAAAAUUUUCAACCGAAAAAAAUUAAAAUCUAUAUUCAAAACUACAAAUUAACGAUAUCAGGUGUUUAUGAAGAGCGUGAUGGUAAUCGUCUUGUUCAAAAAGAAUUUGAAAGAAAAUUCGAUAUUCCAGUGAAUGCUGAUGUUGAUUCAAUGUCAUCUUUUAUUACUCCCGCUCAUAUGCUUGUUGUCGAAAUUCCGUUGAAUCCAUCAGCAGAAGUUGAACAUUUAAAUAUUAGUGGCAAUCAAAAUGAUCUACAUCGUCUAUCAUUUUCACUAAAUAAAUUUAAUUUAUCUAAUAAACAAGGUUUAUCAUCAACAUUACAUGAUAGUUCUAGUUUAUCAAUAUCAAGUCAACAAAUUCAACGAAUAUCAUUUACAAAAACCAUAACAACAACAACAACAAGUGGUGCAACUGCUCCUCCGUUCGAAGCAAUUGAAUUGCUUAAAAGUGCAGGUAUAACAAAUUAUAACAAUAUUUAUACUUACAGUGCAUAUACAUCGAAGCAUCCUACAUCGAAUACAGACAAUCAAAAUAUUAUUAUUCAUGAGCCUAAUAGAUCAUCGACGACACAUGGCCAACAAACACUAUUAACAAGUUCAGAUUUGACAAAUUCAUCGCUAAAAAUUCCAAUGGACCUUUGGACUAAUGGUGGUACAAUAACAAUUCAAAACCGAAAAGUGUCUGUAACAAAAGCAACCGAUGGUAACAUUGAUCGAGCUGUUACUGUACCACUUUCGUAUAAUAAUGCUGAUAUAAAAUCAGCGUCACUGGUAAGUACAAGUACUACACCUAGCGCUUCACCAAAUGCAUUCAAUCAACAAAAAACGAACAUUAGAGAAGGUCAUGGUUUAAAAGCGCUGUCAAAUAGUAAGAAUCAAAGUCGAAAAUAUACACUUGAAGAAUUUCUUCAAAAUAAAAUCUGGAAUCCAUCGCUUGUUGAUGGUAGUGAUGGCAAGAAAAUUCUUCAUAUGCGUUUACAAAUGAAGUCAGAUGCAACAUUGAAUCAAAUAAAAAUUUCACUGAAUGCAUAUGAUUUACGAGUAGAAUUUAAUAAUAAGAUAUCCACUGAAGACCGUCAAUUUAUGACUGAAGAUAGUUAUCGUCAAGUUACUCUUUUGCCUAUGUGUGAAAUAGAUCAAUUGAAAACAGAAUUAAAAGAUGAUGGUUUUCUUCAUAUCCAAGUUCCAAUCAAAUUAUAA